Pseudomyrmex gracilis is the source of this 302-nucleotide messenger RNA. Its product is annotated as chymotrypsin inhibitor-like. Bases 32 to 262 code for a protein of 76 amino acids. The transcript is spliced from 3 exons. The record is from RefSeq and is a predicted model, not a curated record. Lineage: Eukaryota; Metazoa; Arthropoda; Insecta; Hymenoptera; Formicidae.
AAUAUCGAAGUUACUUGUCAGAUUGUUAAAAAUGUCUCGUGCUGUUUUCACAGUGCUCCUAGUGAUUGGCGUGCUUUUUAGCAUAACUGGUGCACAACAAUGUCCGGAAAAUAUGCAGUAUACCACUUGUGGAUCAGCAUGUCCACGAUCGUGCAUCCCAAAUUCUGGCCGAUGCUCAAAGGAUUGCGUCGUUGGAUGUCAAUGUAAUCCAGGUUUUCUGCUCAAUUCUCAAGGAAACUGCGUAUUACCUGAAAAUUGUUAAAAAUCGAACCACAGUUUUAUGCACCUCUAAAAAUGUAAAA